AUGUUGAUUAACAAGAGGAUACAAAUACUUUUGUCAACGGUUAUAAUUAUGGUGUUUGUAAUAUGGGUAUUUGACAGUGUAAUGAUUGACAAGGAAUGGCGCCUUUACAUGCCUGAACUCAAGGAAAUUGAUGGAAGUAAAGAAAAGGAUGAAAACGUCGUUGUUAUUACUCCUUUAAACUACAAGGAUGAGACAAAAAAGGAAAUCAUGAAAACCUAUUGGACUUCUUUCCAUACUACUCUAGCAAACUAUCCAAGCUUGCCUACUCUAUAUGAAAGAAAUACAUUAAUCCGUUAUGUGAUUUCAUCAGCUUCUUUGUUCCCUUGCGGUGAAUGCUCUGUUGUUUCGCAGAAAUUACUACGGAAGUACCCUCCUCAGGUUGGGUCUCGUAAAUCAGCGAUGUCUUGGGGAUGCAAACUGCAUGGGAAAUUCAACGAAGAGUUCAACCUAACGGUCCCAACCUGUGAUGACAUUGCAGCUUCAUAUAUCAUAGGAUCUGAAGACUCCAAACAAGUUGCGAAUCAGAACGACAGCGAGCGGUCCAUGGAAUAUGCCAUACAGGAGCAUGGACCGGACAGAUCCGGAUAA
Schizosaccharomyces osmophilus is the source of this 588-nucleotide messenger RNA. It is a transcript of the gene erv2, whose product is annotated as ER thiol oxidase Erv2. The record is from RefSeq and is a predicted model, not a curated record. Gene Ontology annotation, cellular component: mitochondrion. Bases 1 to 588 code for a protein of 195 amino acids. Gene Ontology annotation, molecular function: flavin-dependent sulfhydryl oxidase activity; flavin adenine dinucleotide binding. The transcript is spliced from 4 exons. NCBI's taxonomy places the organism in Eukaryota, Fungi, Ascomycota, Schizosaccharomycetes, Schizosaccharomycetales, Schizosaccharomycetaceae.